UCCUUUCCUUGCAUUAUGGAGUAUAUCAAUGCUUUGGUGCCUACAACUUUGAUAAAGUCAGUAUCGAAUGCAGGUACAGAACUCACCCGACGCGUCUGGUCACCUAGCCCUCCACCGCAGCGCCCCUUCCGGGUUUGCGACCACAAACGCAGCAUCCGUAAGGGGUUGAUGGCAGGGACCUUGCAGGAGUUGCUGGUGAAGGUGAGGGAGACACUGCUGGUGUCGGGCAUCAUGUCCUUGGUUUUGGAGGAGGACGGUACUUUGGUGGAGACAGAAGAGUUUUUUGAGGCCUUGGAAGAUAACACAACCGUGAUGGUGCUAGAAAAGGGCCAAAAGUGGAGUCACAGCAAGGGAGGUGGUCAGUCAUAUGCACUAAGUGGUGAAAAGCCCCGAAACAGCCGGGACAUUGCCCGCAUCACGUUCGACAUCUACAAGCUCAACCCACGUGACCUCUUCGGCAGCCUUAAUAUCUCAGCCACGUUCUACGGGCUCUACUCCAUGAGCUGUGACUUCAAGUGCCUGGGACCCAAAAAAGUGUUGAGGGAGUUCUUACGGGUGACGUCCUCCGUCAUGCAAGGCAUUGGGCACAUCCUUCUGGGUGCCUCUCACUAUAUCCGUCGGCUCUUGGAGGGUGGCGACAACUGGCAUCAACGUGCUAGGCUGCGUGCCUACGAAGACUGA
Molecule: messenger RNA, 681 nt
Organism: Anolis sagrei ordinatus
Lineage: Eukaryota; Metazoa; Chordata; Lepidosauria; Squamata; Anolidae
Gene: CIDEB
Product: cell death inducing DFFA like effector b
Biological process (GO): regulation of apoptotic process; apoptotic process
Source: RefSeq, a predicted model, not a curated record